AGAUGAACAAUGACCAUAGUUGACAAGACGUCUGAGUCCUCAAAGCCUUCGGCUUCUGAGAAACAGCCUUUCAGCUCCGUGGCACCAGCUUCUGGAGAAAUGGACUCGGGCUCUGCAGGAUGGGGUGCUGUGUCUUCUUCUUUAGAAGCUCCAAAACACAAAAUAUCUUUGGGGCCAGUGCCAGGAGCUGCAGUGUACUCUAAUUCAUCAGUACCUGAUAAAUCCAAGCCCUCGGCUCAGAAGGAUCUGUCUGCUGUUGGUGACGGCAUUACGGCCCCGCAGAAGGUCCUCUUUCCGGCAGAGAAGAUAUGCUUGAAAUGGCAAAAAACACACAGAGUUUGGAGCCGGUUCCUCCAAAACCUUGGCAACACAUGCUUCCUCAACUCUGCACUGCAGUGUCUGACCUACACCCCUCCUCUUGCCAACUACAUGCUUUCCCAUGAACACUCCAAAACCUGUCACGAACAAGGAUUUUGCAUGAUGUGCACCAUGCAAGGUCACAUCACCCAGGCGCUUUCAAACUCCGGCAAUGUCAUCAAGCCUAUGCCUGUCAUAAAUGAUCUUAGACGAAUAGCAAAGCAUUUCCGUUUUGGCAAUCAGGAAGAUGCACACGAAUUUCUACGGUACACCGUUGAUGCUAUGCAGAAAGCAUGUCUGAAUGGUAGCAACAAAUUGGACAGACAUACCCAAGCUACCACAUUCAUUCAUCAAAUAUUUGGAGGAUACCUAAGAUCUAGAGGUAGUAAAUGUAUGAACUGCAAAGGAGUUUCAGACUUUGAUCCAUACCUAGAUAUUACAUUGGAGAUAAAGUCAGCUCAAAGUGUUAACAAAGCUCUGGAGCAGUUUGUCAAGCCAGAACAGCUGGAUGGUGAAAAUGCCUAUAAAUGUAGCAAGUGUAAAAAAAUGGUUCCUGCGUCAAAGAGGUUUACAAUACAUCGGGCUUCAAACGUACUCACCUUGUCCUUGAAACGGUUCGCAAAUUUCAGUGGUGGCAAAAUUACAAAGGAGGUGAAAUACCCUGAGUAUUUGGAUAUUCGGCCAUAUAUGUCCCAGCCAAAUGGAGAGCCAAUUAUUUAUGCAUUGUAUGCUGUUUUGGUACAUACUGGUUUCAGCUGUCAUGCAGGACAUUACUACUGCUAUAUAAAGGCCAGUAACGGGCAGUGGUACCAGAUGAAUGACUCCACCGUCUCAAAUAGUGACAUCAGGACUGUAUUGAAUCAACAAGCCUACGUGCUUUUUUAUAUCAGGUCCCAUGACAUGAAAAAUGGCGGCGAACACAUUCAUUCCGUUCACACUCCUGGGCAGUCUUCUCCUCGACCUGUUAUCAAUCAGCGGGUGGUCAAUAAGCAGACUGCGCCAGGGUUUAUUGGACCACAACUACCCCCUCACAUGAUUAAGAAUUCGAAUCAUUUGAAUGGAACGGCAUCCCUGAAAGAAACUCCCAGCAGUUCUGUGGCAGUCGCUAGUAACGUCACCCUCACCAGGCCAUCUUCUGCACCUCCGGCCAUGUCUAUCCCAAACUGGACAAUGAACAGGCCUACAACCGCCGCCACUCCCGACCCUUCCAAGAAGCAAAAAAUAACCAUCAGUAUUCACAACAAGCUGUCCGCUCGCCAAAGUGUCUCUCACGCCAGCUGUACCUUGGACAACCCCAGCAAGCCUGCCCCAUCCUCGACCAUUUCCAGCCCUUCUGCUGUGCAAUCUACCUCAAGCGCAUCUGCCGUGUCGGCUCCUAAUCAAGUCCCCAAGCAAAUGCCUCUGAGCGAACCUUGCUCAAAGUUGGUAGUGAAUGGCAAGUCCAAGCUUAACCCGAGUACGUUGGUCCCUUACGGGGCAGAAUCUUCUGAAGACUCCGACGAGGAGUCCAAAGGACUGGUGAAAGAGAACGGCCACGCUGCACCUCUCAACGGCAUUCUAGCUGAAAAUGCAGCCAGCACAUUGGAGGGCUCUUGUUUGUCGUGUCACAGCGCCGAGAAGGAGGCUCCGCAGCACGAAGCGCCGAAAAACAUUACCGUUGUUGUUUCCAUUAGUAUAAAUGAUGCCCCUAAACAAAAUGGACAGAUAUGCAACGAUUCCACUAGCCAAGCAAAGCCUGCUAAAUCAGCCGAAAACCCGUUCUCCAAGGCAAAUGGGUUGCCUGGGAAAGGUGUGCCUACAGCUUUGCCCUCAGUCCCUGAAGACAGGAUCUUAGACUCUUUCAGAUACAAUCAACUGAAAACCUCAUCAGGGGGAAUAAGUGGUAAUGGAACAGAAAAAACAGAUGGUCCUUCUGAAGAGGGAGCCAGUACUCUUCCCAACAACAUCCAGACUCAUUUGGCCCCUUCAGAUCCCGAAAUCACUUCUACAACGGAAGACCCCUGUGAAAGGACUGUUGCUGAAACAGAGAGCACGCCUCUUGAGAGUGAUGGGCAGCAUAACCCUAAAUCCAGUUCGUUGGGAGCAGAAGAAGACUUCCCUAGAGAAGAUGAUGUGGAGGACCAUCCCGAAAAGAUGAGGGGACCAAAAGAAGGGAAAGCAGCUUGGGAAAAGAGCCCUGAGCCUGUCGGGGGAGCAGCAGAAAAGGGGGUGCGAAGCCCCCUCCUUACAAGGUCCGACGGUGAAUGUAGUUCUCCAAAGCUUGCCGCUGUAAACGUGGCAGAAAAAUGCCAAGAAACACAAGACAGUGCAGAACGCUACGAGGAUGUCCCACCUCCUGAUGAACCUUCCGUUACAAGGCUGGACCCGCUUGGAGGAAGCCAGUGUUCGAAGGAUGACGGCAGAUUGGGAGAGAGCAGCAGCAAACAGGUCAAAGGAAAUACAGAAAGGCAAGAGUUGAAAUCCCAUUCGCCCCUUAAGGAAAAAAUAUGCACCUCAAAAAAAAUAGACAAAGAUCACUACCGUUCCAAAAGGAAGCGCUCUGAAAGCGAGGAGGAGGAAGAGGAGGAGGCAGCAGUGGCCCCCCGGGGCCAGCCGGAAGGGCACUACCCCAAGAAGUGGUGCUCCUACAGCAGGGAGAGAGCCAAGCAGGAGCACUACCGGCGAGAAUAUUACAAUGCAAACUAUCACAGAUUCCCAUGCAGCCCUGAUCCUGAGAGGGGCAUGGGGAAAUAUCCCUCUUACAGGUCUCGCAGCAGAGGCAAAACGGACCCUGAACGGAGCAGGCAUUGCUACGGGAAAGGGGAGCAGUCGUGGAGCAAGGAGCGGUAUUACCAAGAUGGCCCGAGGAGAUGGGAGAGCUGCAGGCCUUACGGCUACUACUAUUCUUCCCACGGCCCCAGGUACAAUCAGGAUAGGAAAUUCACUCACUGCGAGAGAGACUAUAGCAAAUCAAGUCAUGUUUACAGUAGCCCGUAUAAAUACGAUCAUUAUAAAAGCAGGUGGACUCACGACCAGGAAAGGAAGAGGAGGUGCCCGAGCCCCGAGGGGAGCGAGACCCCCCCAGAAAAGAGGCACCAGAAGCUCUCGCAGAGUGAGUCUCUUGAGGAACAAAGAGGGCGGAAGCACAAGAAGUCGAAGAAGAAGAAGAAGUUGAAAAGCAAACACAGAGAGAGAGAUUCCAGGUACCACCAAGAUUCAGACCCGUCUGUAUCCAGCUCUGAGGCUGAGACUCACAAGCAUAAACAUAAGAAGAAGAAGAAAAAGAAGAAGAAACGCACAAAGAAAUCGGAAGAGCGCGCCGAAACGUCAGCUUCUCGUCUUCCCAAGCCGACUGGAUUGGAAACCAAGAAUCUCAAAGCAUGGGAAAUGACUGAGUCUUCUUCUUCGGAGGCAUGUAGGAAACAGGGCAAGGGCCCCCAGGAUGGAGAGACUGUUUGCCAGAAAACCAAGAGCUUAGAAGGUAGCAACAGAGAGAGCUGCUGCCCACCUACAGAUCGUAACGUAGAUCCAGAGUGUCUGCUGGAAGCCAUCCCUCCACAGCUCGCAGUAUAUUUAUAAACCGAAAAGCGAUUAACUCUUUAAUUCAUAAUUGGUGCUUCAGAAAUACUGUACAGAAUUUUACCAUUGAAAGAAACCCCUUUUUUUAGUUUUUACCUUGAGACUUUUUUUAAAAUUACCUGCAAUCCAAAAAAAGAAAAAGAAACAAAAAAUGGAUGGAAACUUUCUACAACUGCUGAACAUCAUAAAAUAUACCCUGUAAAUGUCACAGUAAUUAAUGCCCUGGAAUAGAACAUCUCAAAUGCUGCUUAGUUACAGACUCAGGUUGAUUGUGUUAUUCAUGUGAUGUUGCUCCAAGUCUACACACCUGGUGCAAAGGGGCGAGGAAACAACAGAAUUAUCAAGCUGCAACUGAUAGUCUCUUAUUUAAUUUAAAGACUUAUUUAAAAAUUUCACAUACAACUAGAAUUUUUGCAAGAGCUUCAUCUGUUUUUUCUGUGAUGUCUGCUACUAGAAACUCGAUCCAUUCCCUCCCACCCCGUCGGAUUCCAGUCUUGGACUAUGUGAAACGUGCCGUUCGGACUCUUUACCAGUUUUUGAAUGUAUCUUGGAACACGUCUGAAGACCCCUUGCCUGCUGCAGCCACUCCCAUGGAUAGGGCUGUCUCUCUGGGCCCUGCGAUGUCACCAACCACCUGCCAGCUGGCCAUUUUCAGGGUGUUUGAGUGGCCAGGCUUGUUGUCUCACCAAUGAACUUGUUAAGGCUGGUGCAGGGCUGUCUCCGGCAGAUGUCUGCCCCCUCUCCUUCUGUCCUCCCCCCACUACACUCUCUCUUGCUGGGUUUCAGUUUUCCUCCUCUGAAGGCUUCUGCCUUUGGCUCUUUUUCACUCUGUGGGGCUUCCUCUUUCCUGUUCUGUGCACUUUCUCUCUUUCUCCCCCCCCCCAAUGUUUAGCUUCUAUUUCCCUUGUCUCCUGUCUCUUUGCCUCUCCUUUAUUCCACCCUUGCCUAUUGCAGCUGCCUGCCCCAGCAUCUGUUCCACGGCUCUUUCAGGCGCCCACAGAUGACGGCAGUGGCGGCAGCGGGUCCCCCUGCAUGGUUCCGACAACGGCCAGCAGGAGCCAUCCUCAUACAUCCACUAUGUUUUUGUGUUUUACUAUAGCGUUGCUUCUCUUGACGGGUUCUCAGUUGUCUGGUCCUUGUCCCUUCAAAAGUUUCUAGUUACAGACACAUUCAUACUGUGAUUUAAUUUUUUUUAUGAUGAAUUGCUAUCAAACUGUGAUACACUUAAUUCACUGGUCCUGCAUCAGGAGACGGAGUGGGGAAAACUGUAUUAAAUACAGUUCAUCUGAAUAAUCUGUCUGGUUUAUACAAGCUGUGUUGUUCAGAGAUGUCUAAAGUUUGAUCUUUUGUUUUUUUAAAGAUAAAGCACUUGCCCCACUUGUAAAUAUAUGGCAUGUAAAAUUUAUAUAGUAUAUAAAUACAACAAGUCAAAACAAUGUUGCUCAAUGUA
Lacerta agilis (Sand lizard) is the source of this 5365-nucleotide messenger RNA. It is a transcript of the gene USP42, whose product is annotated as ubiquitin specific peptidase 42. Gene Ontology annotation, molecular function: cysteine-type endopeptidase activity; cysteine-type deubiquitinase activity. NCBI's taxonomy places the organism in Eukaryota, Metazoa, Chordata, Lepidosauria, Squamata, Lacertidae. The record is from RefSeq and is a predicted model, not a curated record. Gene Ontology annotation, cellular component: nucleus; cytosol. Gene Ontology annotation, biological process: regulation of apoptotic process; protein deubiquitination.